AUGCCUCCCGACGGUCUGCCAAACUGUCCGGGUUUGAAUCGACCGGAUCGUAAACGGAACGAAGUCACUUCGUUUCUCGGUUCAACCCGCCGUGGAGCGCUGUUUUGUCGGUCUGGUAAUUGGUUAGAAAUUCUCGACGAACGAACUAGCCAAUUAGAGACACGACGAGGCGGGAUUGGCGAUCAAGUACGAGGUACUCGACGUGAAGGCAGUCGAUUCAGCGUACUCGAAUUUCUCUCCGUCGCUAUUGGAUUAGUGAGUAUACGAGGAGAAGUUUCACAAAGGUAUUUAUGUAUGGAUAGAGAUGGAAAACUAUAUGCUGCGGUAAGUUUUGCCAAAAUAAUAAACGAAAAAUAA
Cooperia oncophora is the source of this 357-nucleotide messenger RNA. Lineage: Eukaryota; Metazoa; Nematoda; Chromadorea; Rhabditida; Trichostrongylidae. The record is from the annotation of a GenBank genome assembly.